AGCAGCAACUAUAGUAUAGAAGAAUAACAAACAUGGCCGCAUUGGGAAUGAGCGGUCAGCUUCUUCCGGUGCUUCCCAAAGUCGCUGCCAAACACAAUUCUCCGACCAAGAAGUAUUCUUGUACUCUCAAUGUAGCAGCUACUAAAGUCGAACACCACCAAUCCAUAGCAACAGUACCAUAUUUUUGGUCCAAGGUACUCCCUCUGGCAGUUGCAGUGUCGCUGGUCGCUCCCCUGUCUUCUUCGGCAAUACCCUUUCUCGACUCCAAAUCUUCUUCACUAGCUCCCACAACCCCAUUUUCACAAUCCAAGAACUUGCCUACCGGACUCGAAAAUGGAAAAAUCAGACCUUGCCCUUCAGUUAAUCCGGGGUGUGUAUCGACAAAUCCCCAGUCUUCUUCUUCUGCCUUCCCCUGGAUGAUUCCUCAAAAUUCUACUGGCAAUGCUAUCAUGCAAUUGCAGGACGCCAUUUUGAAGACGCAGAAGAAUGCAAAGAUUCAAGUUAUUGAAGAUAUCCCUGAUGGAAAAUAUUUGCAGGCUGAGGUAGAUGGGGGAUUUGGUAGAGAUGUUCUAGAAUUUUUGGUGAAAGGAGAUUCAGUUGCCUACAGAGCAAUGGCCACAAAAGUGACUUAUAUAUACCCAUUUACUACAGCAUUAGGAGAUUCAAAAGGACAAGAAGAAAGAAUGAAAAAGAUCACAGAAGAGUUGGGCUGUUUUAUCUACAGAAAGGAAACAAGUAACUUGAUCAGACACGACAGAUGGAACGCUGAUCAAGACUUUCAGCAAAACCAAAAGAUAUCACAUGAUGCUAACAUAGCACGAAAGCUGUACAUUAUGUAAUUGACAUUCAAUAAAGAGACAACACAAGCACUUGGAAACUUGCUAUGGAAGAAAAUCAUGCAUCUCGAUGAGGCCAUUAUGUUCGACCAUGUUAUACUUUAAAAUGGAGAGAAUGAUCUAUUUAGAAUCAGAAACUGUUAGGCACACAAAAGUUGAACUACACUGUAAGAUGUAAAUAGUAUGAAGCGCUACUAUUAUCUUACAUCAAAUCAUAAAAUCAAAUUGGAUGUAAAUUAUAGAACUUUCAGAGAUUAGAGGUAGAUUAACUACUAUAUGGAAUAUGUUCUACCAUAUUUUUGGCCUGAGCUGGGUUAUGCCACAGAAUAUGAGACAGGCACACAUUAGUUGGAGUUUGUGGAAAGUUUAUGGCCAUCAAGAAAAUCUGGUUGAUGAUUCCUACAGCUAUUUUUUGGUGUUUAUGGACAAAUAGAAUAGAAGAUGUUUUGAUGGCAUCUCAAUUCCAAAUCACUCUCUCAAGGCAAAAUGGCUACUUGAACUUUUUUGCAGUUUUGGGACUUUGUUAGUACUCUUGUCCUAGAUUGACACUUUGUAUAGGGUGCUUCUCUCUUUUGUUUUUGUCUUUUGUAACUAGGCCUUCUGUAACUAUGUAAA
Nicotiana tabacum (common tobacco) is the source of this 1451-nucleotide messenger RNA. Its product is annotated as thylakoid lumenal 17.9 kDa protein, chloroplastic. The record is from RefSeq and is a predicted model, not a curated record. Gene Ontology annotation, cellular component: chloroplast thylakoid lumen. Lineage: Eukaryota; Viridiplantae; Streptophyta; Magnoliopsida; Solanales; Solanaceae.